This is a messenger RNA of Macadamia integrifolia, 1992 nucleotides long. RefSeq lists its product as uncharacterized. Lineage: Eukaryota; Viridiplantae; Streptophyta; Magnoliopsida; Proteales; Proteaceae. The transcript has 5 exons. Gene Ontology annotation, molecular function: nucleic acid binding; RNA-DNA hybrid ribonuclease activity. The record is from RefSeq and is a predicted model, not a curated record. The coding region runs from base 1 to 1992 and encodes 663 amino acids.
AUGGUAGAAGUUUUUGAUUGCCGAGAUGAGAGCCUCCUGGCCCGAGCCGAACCGGUGGAGGAGCUACUUACCAUCCCUAUCUCAGAGGCCGAGCCGACUAGGAUAGUUCAGCUCGGAGCACUGCUGAGCUCCCAGCGUCACGAGGAAAUCUUGAACUUCCUCGGCGAGAACUCUGAUAUUUUCGCUUGGAAAGCUUCUGAUAUGCCAGGAAUCUCCAGGACCGUAGCGGAGCACAGUCUGGACGUCAACCCGAGCUUCAGGCCUGUCCAGCAAAAGCGCCAAAACUUUGUGACUGAGAGGAACACUAUCAUCAACGAGGAGGUUGACAAACUCCUAGCCGCAAGGUUUGUGAGGAAUGUGAAGUACCCGACCUGGUUAGCCAAUGUGGUCAUGGUUCCGAAGUGCAACGGGAAGUGGAGGAUAUGCGUUGACUACUCCGACCUGAACAAGGCUUGCCCUAAAGACUGCUACCCUUUGCCCCGGAUUGAUUCCCUCAUAGACUCAACUGCUGGCCAUGAGAUGCUGACCUUCAUGGAUAUCGGUAGAAAUAUGGAAGUUUACAUUGAUGAUAUGCUGGUCAAGAGCAACAAAGGCACUGAUCAUGUGCUAGACCUGAAGGAGGCUUUCGGUGUCCUGCGAAAGAACCAAAUGAGACUAAAUCCCAUCAAGUGUGCAUUUGGAGUAACCUCUGGGAAAUUCUUGGGCUUUCUAGUGUCGCAAAGGGGGAUAGAACCAAACCCCUCAAAAAUUGAGGCCAUUCACGAGAUGCGUGCACCAAGAAACAUUCGCCAAGUGCAGAAACUGACCGGCUGCCUGGCUGCUCUUAACAGUGCAGUCCUUGUCAGAGAAGAGGCAAAAACACAGAGGCCCAUCUACUAUGUGAGCCAUGUGCUCCUGGAAGCAGAGAUAAGGUACCGGAAGAUUGAGAAGCUUGCACUGGCACUGGUCGUGACAGCCAGAAAGCUGAGGCCCUACUUCCAAGCACACGCCAUUGCUGUACUAACUGAUCAACCGCUGAGAAAGUCACUUUACAGCCCCAGCAUAACGGGACGUAUGGUAAGUUGGGCUGUCGAGUUGAGUGAGCAUAAUAUUGAAUUCCGACCAAGAAGCGCGAUCAAGGGCCAAGCACUGGCUGACUUUUUGGUAGAAUGUACCCAAGCCAAAGAAGCGGCAGAACCUGAGGCCGAGCCGAACAGAAAGUGGGUGCUCUUUGUUGAUGGAUCCAGCACCACAGCACGGAGCGGCACUGGGCUUGUGCUGAAAAGCCCUGAAGAGUUCACGAUACAUUAUGUCCUUAGGUUUGCAUUUCCCGCAACAAACAAUGAAGCAGAGUAUGAAGCGCUGAUUGCAGGAAUCAAACUGGCAAAGGCGGUGAUAACAGACGACUUGGUCGCUCAUAGUGACUCCCAAUUAAUCGUGAACCAAGUCAAUGGCCAAUACGAGGCCAAAGAAGAAAGAAUGGCCAUGUAUUUGAAGGAAGUACGUCGUCUGGUGACCAGCUUUGGCACGUUCACAAUGGUACAGAUCCCGUGCAUUACUCAAAGGGCUGAGCCGAGCUGGAUUGAUCCCAUCGUGGUCUAUUUACGUGACGGGCAUCUACCGGGAGAUCAAGCAGAAGCAAGGGCAGUCAAAAGGAGAGCAGCCAAAUACACCCUUCAGGGUGGUGUGCUUUACAAAAGGGCGAUAUCCUGGCCCCUACUGAAGUGCCUGCCCCCAAGCCGAGUUGAAGAGACACUUCGUGAAGUCCACGAGGGGAUUUGUGGGGGACACAUCGGGGGUAGAGCACUGGCCUACAAGGUACUACGCCAAGGAUUCUACUGGCCAAACAUGCAAAGAGAUGCAAUGAAGUUUGUGCAGCGGUGCUUCAAGUGUCAGGUGGAAGCACGUCCCCUGGCCAGAAUCAUAGAGCAGGCAGUAGAGAAGUUCGUUAGGGACGACGUCAUAUUCCGCUAUGGUGUUCCAAAGGUGUUGGUCACGGAGAAUGGUCAAUAA